AUGAAUAAAGACUUAGAUAUUGAUGAUAUUCUCCAAGAAUUUGAUGAUUCUAAUGUUCACUCAAAGUCUUCAAAAUAUGGAAUUCGUAACUCGGAGAAUAUAUAUGACCAACUUGUGGCAGCUAUGUUAAAUGAAAGAAUGUCUCCAGAUGUAUUACCUUAUAAGCAUGAAUUAAUGAAGGAAGUACUAACACAGUUAUCAAAUCAACAACAGUAUUUGUUGGAUUCUCAUGAAUAUGGCGAUUCGAAUGUGGAAUCUGGUAUUGUCACUGGGGACUUCAAAUUGCAAUUAAUGAUUAUAGAGACUGAUAUAGAGAGAUUGAAUUAUUUAGUAAGGCUAUACCUCCGUACAAGACUAGCAAAGAUUGAUAAAUUCACAAUACACUAUAUUAAUGAAACGUCCAAUGACGAUCCAACGAAUGAUCGGUCGCUUUUGUCACCAGAAGAGACCGAAUAUAUGCAUAAACACUUCAAGAUUUUAACUCAGUUAUAUAAUAACAGUUUUUUGAAAAAAAUGCCCCAUUUUUUGACAUUGUUAGAUGAUACCAGUGGUGGACAAUCAAUGAUAUCAGUACCCGAUAUCAAUCAACCUGUAUUUAUUAAAGUGAUCACUAAAGUCCCAAUAAUAAUCAACUUAGACGAAGAUGAAGAUUUGGAAUUGGUUGAGAACGGAAUUUAUGUUGUUAAAUAUAGCCUAAUUAAAAAGUAUAUAGAGAUAGGUGAUAUCGUAUUAAUAUGA
Messenger RNA from Debaryomyces hansenii CBS767, 738 nucleotides. It is a transcript of the gene SLD5, whose product is annotated as DNA replication protein. Gene Ontology annotation, cellular component: GINS complex. Gene Ontology annotation, biological process: DNA-templated DNA replication; double-strand break repair via break-induced replication. NCBI's taxonomy places the organism in Eukaryota, Fungi, Ascomycota, Pichiomycetes, Serinales, Debaryomycetaceae. The transcript has a single exon. The record is from RefSeq and is a predicted model, not a curated record. The coding region runs from base 1 to 738 and encodes 245 amino acids.